Molecule: messenger RNA, 2246 nt
Organism: Aureobasidium pullulans EXF-150
Lineage: Eukaryota; Fungi; Ascomycota; Dothideomycetes; Dothideales; Saccotheciaceae
Exons: 1
Coding region: 270-2150 (626 amino acids)
Source: RefSeq, a predicted model, not a curated record
GAAUCGAUUCAUCAUUUCUCGCAUUACUGACCUCCAAUAACGCAUUCUCGACACCUACUCACUGCCUCUGUUCUACAAGGAAACCUUGAACUCUAAAUCUCUCGAUCUAUUCAUUGUUAUGGCUAACCGAUAGCCCGUCGAAAAAGUCCAUUCGAGUCCAAGGAACACCAAUAAAGGGUUCUGUUGAUCGGAUCUCACUCACUUGACAUUCCUACCUCAAACCUCGUGUACAUCUCGGGCCUUUCACAUCCCUGUGUUCAAUCUUGAACAUGCCUGAAGGAAGUCGAACACGCGCGAUCUUCUCGCUGGUCCGCAACCUAUUUCUAGCCCUCAUCCUCUACAUCUCAAUCUAUGCCACCAUCCAACUAGCACAGGAUCCUUCGGCCAGAGAGAAGGCUCGCCAAAAAGUCACACUUCUCGCAGACGCCGGCUCAGUGAAGCAAACAACGGCUGGAGCAGUUCAAAUAAAGGUUGCUAGCACAUCUCGAACAGUCACCAUCAACCCACAUGCCAAUGUCUUCAAUCGUCCCUCGAGUGCUGUCGUCCCGCGCGAUGACUUUUUUGGCACAAGACCUCACGUCGACACCGAAGCCGAUAUCCAAAUGAUUGUAGAGGAGUGCCGAGGGUCUUACGACGGGCUUGAGAAGAUGCGCGAUGUCUUUGGCUGCCUUGAGUUUCUGUCAAAGAAAGAGGAGAGAUAUUACCUUCUACCGGAACAGGUCGACCGCGCAAGUGAACAAGAUCCGAGAAAGGCAGAAUAUCUGGAUGCGGAUGGACAUGGCAACACUCUGAAGCGCUAUGUCUCGCCUGGAGACGCAAAACUUCCAUCCAAAUCAAACACCGGAACUUGCUCUGGCCCUAUCAUCCCUUACCACGUCUACUGGGCGGGUCCCGCGACGUGGAGGCUAGAAGUAUUUGUCAAAUCUUACUUCUACACUCAGAACAUCCCUUGCAGUCGACUCUGGCUUUGGGCUGAUACCGAUCGCGCUCCUGACGCUGUCGAGAGAAUGCUGACCAAGGAUCCUCUGUUUGCACGCUUCCUGCCUCUGGUCGAGAGAGGAGACAUCAAAGUUCUGCCCUGGAAGUUCCCCACCAGAAUGCCCCUGCCCAAGGAAUUCGACAACACUGACGGAGUAGGCUACUACAAGACCAAAGGCAAGCCAAACGCCAGAGGCGAAAUGGCAAUCGCAGAUGGCUUGAUCGAGGAUCAUCAUGGUCAACAGUGGGUAACCCUUACACCCAAACAGAUGACCUUCUUCCCCCAAGCAAUUUCGGACACCGUCCGAUUCAUAAUCCUACAUCAACACGGCGGCGUAUACCUCGACAUGGACGCCCUUAUGCUCCGCGAUCUGCGCCCAUUGCUCAUCCCGCAAAAGCACGCAUUCGCCGAACGCUGGGGCGCUCACAACAAUCCCGGAGAAUACAACACAGCCAUCAUGUCUUUAACCGCAAACUCUUCUCUCUCCAGCUAUCUGCUUCGAGGAGGUGUGCGUAUGGGCCUGAACUUCCAUCCUCGGGUCAUGGGACGUAUGAUCUGGAAAGAAGGCCGUGAUCUUGAAUUCCCUAUGCUUGAGACCGCGGCUUUCGACCCCAUCUGGACUGAAUUUAACUGGGAUCGGGAGGGCAGAUGUACAGUUCCUUGUCUAAGAGACUACGGUGCUGUGUUCAAAGGCAAGCUCAACGCCCUUAAGGAUGAGUGGGAGAGCUUCGACGGCCCACAGCUGGCCCGCUUGGACUUCAACACUACAUCCGAGCAGCAUCAGCUGCAAUCUGCCAAAUUCAAAAGAUCAGUGCAGCCAGCUCUCGACUCCGAGCAUGUCUCUAUCACACCAAUGUCAGGACCCAUGGACAGUUUCACCACCACCAACUCCGAAAUCACCGCUCUACGCAACGCAGGUGCUAUCCUUCCCUACCGCAUCGAACAAGAUAAAUUCCCACCCAACAACCGCACGCUCGAGAACUUCUUCCGCGGCGCCUGGACAUAUCAUAUCCAUAAUCAAUGGCUCAAAGAGCCGGAACCUAACAGUUGGUUGCACGUGUUGCAGUCCGCACACGACGGCUUUUUCGAUGGGAGCAGGGUAAAUCCAUACGGAGAGAAAUGGACUGGGCCAGGGGUUCAGGGGUAUAACCUGUGGAGUGAUAUGGUAUGAAGUGGUGCUAGCACUCUUUGGUGGUGAGGGGGAGGGGGGGUUGUUGCUGUCUUGUAUCAGUGGUGCUUUUCUCUUCUGGCGUGGCGUUGGAGGUGC